AUGCAUCCAACAAUUGCUGAAAUUUCUUCAAAUGCUGAAAUUGUGAAGGAAAAAUUGUUUGUUCCAGUUCUGUAUGCAAUGAAGUUUAAGACUUUCGAAGAAGCAGUUGAAAUCAACAACUCUGUCCCUCAAGCUGAAAUUGGCGGUGCUUUUGGAGGUGAGAAAGGUACUGGUGGUGGCUGUUAUGCAGGAAGUGAUUCUUCGAAACAAUAUAUGAGACGCUCAACUUGUACAAUCAACUAUGGAAUUGAACUACCAUUGGCUCAAGGAAUCAAUUUUGGCUAG
Solanum stenotomum is the source of this 285-nucleotide messenger RNA. RefSeq names its product aldehyde dehydrogenase family 7 member A1-like. Gene Ontology annotation, molecular function: aldehyde dehydrogenase (NAD+) activity. Bases 1 to 285 code for a protein of 94 amino acids. NCBI's taxonomy places the organism in Eukaryota, Viridiplantae, Streptophyta, Magnoliopsida, Solanales, Solanaceae. The record is from RefSeq and is a predicted model, not a curated record. The transcript is spliced from 2 exons.